Protopolystoma xenopodis is the source of this 399-nucleotide messenger RNA. The record is from the annotation of a GenBank genome assembly. Lineage: Eukaryota; Metazoa; Platyhelminthes; Monogenea; Polystomatidea; Polystomatidae.
CCAGAGAAAAAUCAAGUGAUCCAUCUUGUCUUCCGAGGCAAGUUUGACCUGGAGCCGAAACACGAAUGCACCAAUGACUACUUGGAGCUCCGAAACGGAGGAUAUGGCUUCUCUCCUUUGAUUGGCUUCUUUUGUACAGACCGUGCCCUCAACCAUCCCAUUGUUACUUCUGGCCGCUUCCUUUGGCUUCGGUUUCAUUCAGAUUACAUACUGGAGAAGAGCGGAUUUCAGGCAUUCUACUACUUUAAGAAAAAGCUCGAUUACUCAGACCCAUCUGCUCGGUCCUCCGUUGCUGUGGAUUAUGUACUAAUUGCUUCACAAAUUGUGUCCCACAAAGUCUUCAUAGCCAGACGUAACCAGAAGUUGUACCUCGCCCGGGCUUCACCAAGGAUCCCAUAG